AAACAAUGUAGGUUAGGUACCUAUUUGAUUUGAACAGCCAUGAAGUCGAGUCGAGCCGGGCGGGAGAAACCUGCGUGCGGGCCUCACGGGCACCGCCCCGUGCCCCGCUCCCCGCCGAUCAUAUGUUCGGCGCGCCGGCGCGCAGCGACCGCUCACUGCGACUCGGGCACCCGCCGUCGUCGCAACGUCACGAGCUCUACGUACACGCCCGCGCAGGAUCAGCUGUCGCGACUGAUACGCUACGCACCGCACGGCGAAGCCCUGUAAUAAGCCGCAGUGCGGUGUGCCAUGGAGCUGCUUUGUGCGGAACGCGUGAGCCCGAGCACCGAGGGCGCAGCGGCGCCGGCGCCGGGCCCGCGGGCCGCCGUGCCGGACCCGGUGCUGCUGCGGCGCCGUGUGCUCGACAACCUGCUGCGCACGGAGGAGCGCUACGCUGUCACCACCAACUACUUCGGCACCGUGCAGACGGAGAUCACGCCUCACAUGCGUCGCCUCGUCGCCGAGUGGAUGUUAGAGGUAUGUGAAGACCAAGGAUGCCAAGAGGAGGUGUUCCCCCUAGCGGUGUCGUACCUGGAUCGCUUUCUGAGCAUUUGCCCAGUGGGGAAGAGCCAAGUGCAACUCCUGGGCACAGCGUGUCUCCUGCUGGCGUCGAAGCUGCGCGAGCCCGGCUCGCGCUGCCUGCCCGCCGACCUGCUGGUCUUCUACACCGCCAACAGCAUCACCCUCGCCGACCUAUGCAGUUGGGAGUUGCUCGUGUUGUCGAAGCUCAAAUGGGACGUAGCCGGAGUGACGGCACACGACUUCCUGCCGCUGCUGCUGUCGCGACUGCCGCUGCGGGGGCUCGUCAACACCAACAUGGUACACCGGCACGCUCAAACCUUCAUUGCGCUUGCUGCCAGAGAUUACGAGUUCAUGUUGUACUCGGCGAGCACGCUUGCGGCGUGCAGCAUUGCCGCGGCGCUGCGCGGGCUCAGCCUGGACGGCCAUCUUGCGCGCCUGCACGACCUCACAGGCAUCGACUUGGACUGCCUACACACAUGCCUCGAACAAAUAGAGGAGAUGGUGCAGCACAUGAUAGAAGAACGGCCGGUCUCGGCCCCAAACGGGCAGAGCAGGGAGGCGGCGGGGUGGACCCCUCCGCCCUCCCAGGACAAGGCGCAUAGCAACGCCGCCACCCCCACCGACGUUAGAGACGUUCACUUCUAACGCCGUAAUGAUAAUCAUACAGUUCGCUUAAAAGGUGCAAGUACGAAAAUACUUUAAACUAAACCUAUAGUUAUUAGGGUGCAUAGUGAUCGAGGACUGAUACCAAGACUGACAAGCACAUGUCUACACGUAGGCACGCGCCUACUUACUAUAAGUAUAGUACAUGUAUAGAGUAAGUUUAAGAUAAGUGUGCCCUGCGAGCUACUCGUCGGCUUCCUAGCUUCGCCGGGCGUGAGGCGCAGCACUCAGUGAGUUUACUUUAUAAACGCAUCUUCCAAUUUUAGUAAAUAUUGUUCUUGAAAUUACAAUCUACCUCUUAUUGUUUAAGACAAAAGUUUCAGUUUCGUCUGGCCGUAAGCUGUAAUAACAUUUAAAGCACGGUACACACUGACUACAUUUUCAUGCUGUUUGCAUGGGACCAAAGCAUCAUUUUGUUUUAAAAAUGAUCAGAUAUAUGUAACAUAGAAUGACUGUUAUGUUUAAUCAUAAUAUUAUAGUCAUACAUAUUCCAUAUUCGAAGGGUUGAUUACGAUGAGAACAGUAUCCACAUUAAGUGAAUUCCGUAAAGUUGAUAAACCUGUUAUGUAUCGCGAUAUCCAUCAAAUUCUACUUAUAUCGGGGGAAGGCAAUAAAAUACGCUUUUAUAUUUUGUAAAAACUAAUGUUACGUUCAUUAAUUUUAUCAUAUUUAUAUACUAUAGGCACUACAUAUAAACAAAUUCAUAUGUCGGUAGUAGUUGAUUUGAAGGGUAAUACCGUGUGUUGGGGACUUGUAUGACGUCUCGAGGGAGGAGACGCGCGCAAGCGCACGCUAGGGCUGUAUUUUUGUUUCCGCUCUCUCAAAGAUUCUCUUAAAGACUAAUUCUCUAUGUAAGCAAAUAAAAUCUUGUUCCUCUUGUAAGAAUAACAGUGAUGUUUAGCUUUUAAUUAGGUACGCCGCGGUAAGGCAUCAACAACUGUAGGUUUAAUUUUAACAUUUAAUGUGAUAGUGUCGAAAGAUGAUUGAACUUCAUAUCAUAGUCACUUCAAGUCAUAAUAUGUAAACUUAGAGGUACUAUUUGUUGGAUAAAUUAAGAAAAUAGAUAAAAAAAUGUGAUUUAUUAAAAUAUCCUUGAUAGAAAUUUGUAAUUUACCUAGAUUAGGUGUGUAAUAGGUAGCACAUAUUAAUGUUUGUUACGUUCCUAUGUUAGCAACUGUCAAAAGUCCUAUGUAAUGAUAUGCAUGCAAUAGUCGAAUUCCACCAUUAUGUACUUAAUAUUUCAUUACCAAAACUACAAUAAGUAUAAUCCAAGCCCACAUUAAUAUUGUUUCAUAAUUGUGAUAUUACCUACCUUGUUAUUGACAUUAAUAUUAAGUUUUUAGGUUUUCAGUUCGUAUUUCUAUUUCGGGUUCUGAAAAAUAGCUACCCACCUAGUUGUAUAUAAAUAUAAUUGAACGAUAUGUUCCUGCAUUGGACCCGUUCGCUAACUUGACUUAAAUGUUGAAGAUAACUUUUUCACAUUUUGUGGCCUCAACGUAAUUAUUAUGUCCACAAAAAUAAUGUUAAGUUUAGGUACAUAUUGCUUGAAUAUAAUUACGCUUAGCAUUUAAGUAUCCAAGUAAGCGAACGGAUGAUAAAAGUAUCAAAGAAAAAAUUGUACAAUUUCCCUAUUGUCUUUUAUAAUAUAAUACAGCUGAGACUGUGACGAAUGGAAUUCAACUUAGGUCAUUUAUAUAACACUCCUAAUGGAUUUGCGAUCACCAAAUGUCCGAAAAUUACCGUAGUAAAGAAAAAAAUGUGCUCAGUAGAUUUACAUAGAUUAAGUGAACAAUCAGUCCAUUGUCUUCCAUGAUAUUACUGAAGAAUCAGACAACAGGAUUUCCACGACCUGAAAUGCUCUGUCAGCGAUGCAAGUCUGUUUCUUCACUAUAUAGAUUAUAUAUAGAUACAGCGGUAAAUAGAUUAGGCCAUUUAUUAAUGUAGAUAUUUUAUAGUUAUGUAAAUAAGUAGAUUGUUUUUAUAAAAUUAUGCUGUAAGCAUGUGGUGCCAUAGUAACACUCCUAAAAAGUAUUGUAUGUAUAAAAUAAUUAGCACUAAUAAUUCAAUUACCUACUUAUAAAAUGUACCGGCAAUGUCCGCGUUCCGUUAUAUUCAGUACGCACUUUAGAAUUCAAUUUAUUUUCUAUAGAAAGUAUUUCAGUUAACAUGAAUGAAAGUAUACAUUUUAUUAUUUAGUUUAUAUCAUGUAUAUAAACAAAGUUAUGUGGGAAAAUAAUACGCAUUACAUAGAUAGUCUUAAUGAAUGCUUGGGGCUUUGGGCUAGCUUCAAAUAUUCUAAGAAAUGUUAUUACAUUGACAUGAAAUGUAAGAGGAAAA
Cydia splendana is the source of this 3561-nucleotide messenger RNA. RefSeq names its product G1/S-specific cyclin-D3. The transcript is spliced from 5 exons. NCBI's taxonomy places the organism in Eukaryota, Metazoa, Arthropoda, Insecta, Lepidoptera, Tortricidae. The record is from RefSeq and is a predicted model, not a curated record. Gene Ontology annotation, molecular function: cyclin-dependent protein serine/threonine kinase regulator activity. Gene Ontology annotation, cellular component: nucleus; cytoplasm; cyclin-dependent protein kinase holoenzyme complex. The coding region runs from base 289 to 1206 and encodes 305 amino acids. Gene Ontology annotation, biological process: regulation of cyclin-dependent protein serine/threonine kinase activity; mitotic cell cycle phase transition.